This is a messenger RNA of Cetraspora pellucida, 825 nucleotides long. Lineage: Eukaryota; Fungi; Glomeromycota; Glomeromycetes; Diversisporales; Gigasporaceae. The record is from the annotation of a GenBank genome assembly.
AUGUCUCUUAUAAACCGUAUUUUUCCAUCACUUGCGCAAGAUCUUAAACUUUUGGAACUUGAACCAUUUUUCUCUCCAACAUCACGCAUUACAAGAACCUCUAAUUUUCCUAGUGCAUCCUCCGUUUUAAGCGGUUAUUUUCGUCCGUCGGUUGAUGUUUCUGAAACUGAUAAAAAUUAUAUCAUAGAAGCAGAGGUUCCUGGCAUGAAAAAAGAUGAUCUUUCGGUUGAAUUCGUUGAUAAUACUUUGACCUUAAAAGGAAAAGUUGAAAGAUUUAAUGUUCGUGGUGAUGAUCAAUUAAGAACUGUCGAUACGACGCAGUCUAGUGGUGAAACAAAACCAGCUAAUACUACAACCAGUGACGUAGUCGAAAGUGAUCGAGAAAGUGCGUCCGUCGCAGAACCUACUUAUUGGACUAGCGAAAGAGUUUUAGGAAGUUUUCAACGUUCUUUUACACUUCCUAAUAAUGCUGAUAAGGAUAAUGUUAAAGCGCAGUAUAAAGAUGGAAUUUUGUCGAUCACCAUUCCUAAAAAGUAUCAAAAAUUUCUCGAUGAAGUAACACCAUAUGUGACUUAUAGAUGGAUUGCCACUACGCUUCUAGGAUUAUUAUUUAUGAUCCGCAUUAUUUCAGUGCAAGGUUUCUAUAUAGCAUUAGGAAUUUAUCUUCUUAAUCUGUUCCUUGCAUUCCUGCAACCUAAAUUUGAUCCUUCAUUGGAGAUGGACAUUGCAGAAAGUGAGGUGGAAGAAGGUCCUUCGCUUCCAACAAAGGCUGACGAAGAAUUUCGGCCAUUCAUUCGUCGACUGCCUGAAUUUAAGUUUUGGUAA